AUGCCCGACUCGCAGGGUCGAAUGAUUACCACCGUGUCGGUGGUAUUUGCGGUGCUCAGUGUCUUUGUCAUGAUCUUGCGUCUCUUCGCUCGGAUUGUCAUACUUGGAAAGAUGGGGCUGGAUGACAUUCUGAUCUGUAUCGCGGCUCUUUUGGCGUGGGCCUUCGCGGUCGCAACAAUCAUUGCUGUACAUCAUGGACUAGGACAGCACAUGGACGAAGUCAUGAAGAAAGGCACAGCGAAUUUGAACACAUACUCACAGACUGUUUGGCUUUCGUCAAUCUUCUACAACGCGUGCCUGGGCUUCUUGAAGUCUUCCAUCCUCGCCUUCUACCUUCGACUUGGAGAUCCACAACUCAAACGUCUAGCACAAAUUCUUCUAGCAAUUGUCAUCUGCCAGGCUCUCGCCAACGUCUUCACAUGCAUCUUUCAGUGUACACCAGUCGCAGCCGCCUAUACUUCCGAACUACAGAAGACCUCCAAAUGCGUCAACAUCUCGGCCUUCUAUCUGACGAACGCAGCCUUGACGAUCUUGACCGAUUUGUUGACUUAUAUCCUGCCCUUCCAUCUGGUACGCAAGCUGCAAAUCCCUCGACGACAAAAGAUUGGGCUCGGUGUCAUGCUAGGAUUAGGCUUGUUCACAUGCAUGUCGUCUAUCAUCAGGAUUACGUAUAUCCCGAAUAUGCUCUUCUCCAAGGACCAAACCUGGACCAUAUCAGGACCCAUGUACUGGAGCGUAAUCGAGACCAAUGUCGGUAUCCUUACCGCAUCUAUGCCUGCCUUCAAAGCUAUCGCCAAGAAAUAUGCGCCAAAGCUGCUGGGCGGCUCCUACGACUCCAACCGAUAUCCUUCAAGAUCUGUGCAUAUCAGAGCAGGCAGCAGUGGCUUUCACAAGAUGGGCGGUACUGGUGGAAGCAAUCAUAUGGCUCUCGACACAAUCGACCGGGAUCUGGGUAUGUCGAAAGGCCGGUUCCAGACCACCAUCAAUCAAGACACAGACAGCGUGUCAAGCAGCGAAGAGGCUCUGCACCCACCAGACAGGAUUGGUGUGACAAGACAGGUCCAUGUCGAAGGAGAGUCGCGAAGUGUUUUCGAGGAGAGGAACUCUCUCAGCUCCCACAAAGACCACAGAGAGCUCUCGUGA
Molecule: messenger RNA, 1143 nt
Organism: Aureobasidium pullulans EXF-150
Lineage: Eukaryota; Fungi; Ascomycota; Dothideomycetes; Dothideales; Saccotheciaceae
Exons: 4
Coding region: 1-1143 (380 amino acids)
Source: RefSeq, a predicted model, not a curated record